AUGAUCUCCUCGACGUUCGCGCUCCUCUUGUGCUUGUUCGGCGCUGCUAAUGCCCACUUCCGACUCCUGUAUCCUCUCCCCCGUGGCAACUUUGUUGCAGACCUAGAGCCCAAUUUUUGCGGCGGUUAUACCGAGGUCACAACCAACAGGACGACGUUCCCUCUGUCUGGGGGCUUCUUCAGCAUUAGUACAGGUCACCCUGGUUGGACUGCUGGAGUUCUGAUCUCCACUGUUGAAAACCCCAAUAACUUUGACAACUUCUCCGUCAACGGCGUGCAACAGCUCGCGAAACCAUUCGCCCGCGAUGAAGGCGCUGGCACCUUCUGCAUACCCCUCAAUCUAACUGAGGCUGGCAUUCCUGGUGUCCAGGACGGCGCCAACGUGACCAUCCAGGUCCUCUUCGAAGGCGGUGAUGGUAAUCUCUACCAGUGCGCUGACCUCACUCUAUCCGCGGCCCUCACAUCCCCUCCUGCGGACAUCACCUGCUCCAACGCCAGCGCGACGACAAGCUCAUCUUCACCCACUGCCACCACCUCCACAGGCGCUGCUCUCGACCUGUCUCACGAGGCUUCUGGCUUUGCAGUCGUCCUCUCUUUUGCCGGAGUCAUCGCUGCCGUCCUCUAA
Messenger RNA from Cyclocybe aegerita, 624 nucleotides. Lineage: Eukaryota; Fungi; Basidiomycota; Agaricomycetes; Agaricales; Hemipholiotaceae. The record is from the annotation of a GenBank genome assembly.